AUGGCUAAUCUCUGGAACAUUGUGCGUCGACAGCACGGCAUUAUGGCGCUUCUGCAUCAGCUAGAAGUACGUCAGCCAAUCUCAGAGGCCGAUAGCGUUCGCACCUUGGCUUGCCGUGGCCUUGUUGGGUUGGCCAGAUCCGAUGAAGUUCGCGGUAUGCUUUCCAAACUCCCACUUUUCACCAAGGCUCAACUCCAGCUCCUAAUGAAGGAGCCAGUUCUACCUGACCGGCUGGCAGAACACGCGGAAUUCUGUCGUUACGCUACUUUGCUGAUCCGACUUGUUGUUGGAAGCCUUCAGGACGGUCUAGCUGCCGGCGAGUUGUCUUUGGAACGCGCUCGGAGGGCUGAAAUUGUUGCCAAAACGCGUAUCACAUGGGACCAAGAUGAACUCUAUGAACUGAUAUAUCGCCAUCUCCUCUCUAAAGGCAUGUCAAACAGA
Messenger RNA from Protopolystoma xenopodis, 441 nucleotides. NCBI's taxonomy places the organism in Eukaryota, Metazoa, Platyhelminthes, Monogenea, Polystomatidea, Polystomatidae. The record is from the annotation of a GenBank genome assembly.